CCCCCGCCGCGCCCCGCGCCCGCCCUUGCUAGCAGGCGCCUCCCGCCCCCCGCAUUGCUGAUGCUGCUGCUGGCAGACAUGGACGUGGUGAAUCAGUUGGUGGCUGGGGGUCAGUUCCGGGUGGUCAAGGAGCCCCUCGGCUUCGUGAAGGUGCUGCAAUGGGUCUUUGCCAUCUUCGCCUUUGCCACAUGCGGCAGUUACAGUGGAGAGCUCCAGCUGAGCGUGGAGUGUGCCAACAAGACCAAGAGUGACCUCAACAUCAAGGUCGAAUUCGAGUACCCCUUCAGGCUGCACCAAGUGUACUUUGAUGCGCCUACCUGCCGAGAGGGCACCACCAAAAUCUUCCUGGUAGGGGACUACUCCUCAUCAGCCGAAUUCUUUGUCACCGUGGCUGUGUUUGCCUUCCUCUACUCCAUGGGGGCUCUAGCCACCUACAUCUUCCUGCAGAACAAGUACCGAGAGAACAACAAAGGGCCCAUGAUGGACUUUCUGGCCACGGCAGUGUUCGCCUUCAUGUGGCUGGUUAGCUCAUCGGCGUGGGCCAAGGGGCUGUCAGAUGUGAAGAUGGCCACAGACCCAGAGAACAUUAUCAAGGAGAUGGCUGUUUGUCGCCAGACAGGGAACACGUGCAAGGAGCUGAGGGACCCUGUGACCUCUGGCCUCAACACUUCAGUGGUGUUCGGCUUCCUGAACCUGGUACUCUGGGUUGGCAACCUGUGGUUCGUGUUCAAAGAGACCGGCUGGGCUGCCCCAUUCCUGCGCGCGCCUCCCGGCGCCCCGGAGAAGCAACCGGCCCCCGGGGACGCCUACGGCGAGGCGGGCUAUGGGCAGGGCCCAGGCGGGUACGGACCCCAGGACUCCUACGGGCCUCAGGGAGGCUACCAGCCAGACUACGGGCAGCCUGCCGGCGGCGGUGGCGGUGGCUACGGGCCUCAGGGUGACUACGGGCAGCAAGGAUACGGCCCUCAGGGUGCGCCCACCUCCUUCUCCAAUCAGAUGUAAUCUGGUCAGUGCAGCCCGGGAGGACCCCAUGGGUGGGCAAGAGCUCAGGAGAAGGCCUGCCCUCCCUUACCACCCCUACACCCCAGGUCUCCACCCCUCAAGCCAGGAGACCCCUACCUGUCUUUGCUGUUUAUAUAUAUAUAUAUAUAUAUUAUAUAAAUAUCUAUUUAUCUGUCUGAGCCCUGCCCCCAUUCCAUUCCCCUCAUGCACUAGGGGCCAAUCUUGAGUGGGCCCCUCUCUUACCCCUACCCCUUUCCCUGCAUCCCUUGGCCCCUCUCUAUUCUCUGUGCCCUGAAGUUGGGAGACUCUGAAAGGGGGACAGGUUGGGGACAGGCUUCAGCUGUGUGGGGAGGGUGGGCGUGACUUCACACUCUCUCCCCUCUUUCCCUUCUCUCCUUCCAAAUCUUGCCUUGAUUCCUCUAGCAAUGCCUGAACAGGACCAUUAGGGGAAAGUCAACCCUGAGGUAGGGAGAAAGACAGAGAUUGAAGGGCCCAAGUUGGUCUUGGCUAGGAGCUCUGGAGUGGAGGGAACUCUUAAGCUGGGGUUGGGUUCCGGACAUACUGGAUCUAGAGUCUAAAGACAGCGGUGCCCCAGAGCAUUCUGGCGUGGGGCUUAGGAAGAGGAUAAGGGCGUGGUCCAAAAGGGGGCGGAGCUUAGCGUGAGGCAACGGGUGGACCCCAGAGAGGGCAGGGUUUGGAACAGGACAGGGGUUCUGUGGAAGGGGUGUGACUUGGGGCCUGGGCACUGGGCUUGAAAUAAUGCUGAGGGUGUGGUUCUAGAAGGGAUGGGGAUAGAACUAGUCAGUGGGUGAAGCUCCAGAGGGAGUGGGUCUUGGAUUGGGACAUAGUCUACCGAAGGGUGCGGCUUGGAACAUCCAAGAGGCUGAGUUUGAUUUUAAAGCAGGCAGAUCUUGUGUGAGAUCAAGAAGUAGGAUUCUGGAAUGGGCCAAGCUUGACUGAGGUCGCGGUCAGGGUUCCAGAUGGGGCAGGGCUUGUAGUCCGUUGUAUAUGAUGGUUUCAAAAGGGGCAGCCCCUUCUUCCAUGGGGCAAUGAAAAAAUGUUUUGAAAGAGAACAGGUUUGGCAGUGGGAGUGGGCAGGUUUGCCUAGGGGCUGUGAGGUGAGGCUUCUUGGGGAUGAGAGAGAUAUCCCUAGCCAAGGCUGGGGACUGAGGUGGCCUGGGAAGAGUGUGACUUGGAGGAUAGAGGUGGUGUCCAGAGAGAAAGGCCUACACACAUACACCCAUGCCCCCCUCCAGAUGGGAUAAUUAGGUAAUUAGUUGACAGAGCCAACAGGCGUGUGGGGCCUCUCCCCCUUUCCCUGCCUCUUCCUUCCCUCCCUACCCCACCCAUCCUGGGGUGGCUGGAGGCCCGGUCUGGAGCCCCUAUCCUGUACCCUCUGCUGUGUCUGUGCCGUUGGUAGUGCCUGUGAUCGUGUGUUGCCAUUUGUCUGGCUGUGGCCCCUUCCCCUCCCCUCCAGACCCCCACCCUUUCCCAAGCCCUUUGGUAUUGUUUGAAGACUCCCUCCCCAAGGAAGAACAAAUAUGAUUAAUUCUCCUCCCCUAAAUAAACUCCUCAACCACCUAGUCCACCCGG
Molecule: messenger RNA, 2595 nt
Organism: Condylura cristata (star-nosed mole)
Lineage: Eukaryota; Metazoa; Chordata; Mammalia; Eulipotyphla; Talpidae
Gene: SYP
Product: synaptophysin
Exons: 7
Coding region: 61-1002 (313 amino acids)
Cellular component (GO): synaptic vesicle; synaptic vesicle membrane; presynaptic active zone
Source: RefSeq, a predicted model, not a curated record